ACUUUUUUGUGAUGUUUAUUUUCGCACGGUUUUUUGCCUAUUUCAUAAAUUUCUUUUAAAUCUAUUCCCGAUGAAAAGCAACGAACGCGAAAAAAGUAAACCUCGCCAUCACAUGAAUCUGGAUAAUUUGGAUAAAGCAUUACACGAUCUGGGAAUGUUGAGUGCAAUAACCGAGGCACGACGUGAGUAUUUAAGGGAAUCUAAAACUAAUUUGGGCGUAAUGAGGUUGAACACGCGGUAUGUUUCCAAUGUCACAGUGGGGUACUGUAUGAAAAGAACCACAAACAAAAACAGACUUUGUCCUUACGUGCUGCCCGUGAGGCAUCGAACUAAAAGUGAGAACUCAGAUGCGAUCGGUUGUGACGCUAGCGAUAGCAGCUGUGACUUUAAGUAUAAUUUAUUAGAACCAUCAACCAGUACUUGUAUAAGAGAAAAUGUUGACCUCAAAAGCCCUGCCAAGCGAUGUCAAUCUCUCGAGAACCUCAACCUUAAUUUAGAAGCCCCACCGAAAGGAGAAGUUUCACCUGAUAUGGAUUGUGUGUCAACCAGAAUUCAAAAAUUGCAAGUGGACGAAUGACAAUCAAAUCAUCACCUUAAUUCUGUGUAAACAUAACUAUGAAUAAUGAUUGUGUUGAAACUGAGUGUAGCUAUCAGAUUUGAGUGAUCAACAGACUCUGAAUAUGUUUUCCUGUGUAUGAAAUCUAUAUGAUAGAAAGAAGGAAUGUAGAUGACACAGAUUAUAAAUGUUCCUAGUUCUUAAUUUAAAUUAGUCCUGCAUGUUUUUCCUGCCUGCAAUGUAUUGAUAAUUAAAAAUUAGUUUAAAAUUAUAAGCGUUUUGCUCAGUAGCUACAGUAGAACUCAUUUGAUAUUUAUUAUGAUUGUUAUGGUGCACAUUAGUCUCCAUUUUAAUUAUUUACAAAUUAAAAAUAUUGAUGUCUGAGGUUGUAACAAGUUUUUUUUUAAAGUCUUAAACAUUAUUUUAAUACAUAUGUGUACAUAAGUUUAUUCUUUUAAUUGCCAACUCGAAAGUAGAUUUUAUGGUUACCUUAGAAUAAAGUGAUUGUUGAAUUUUUAUUUAUUUAUUUUAUCUAAGUCACAGAUGCAUAUAAUAACUGCUGGCUUCCAUUAUGAAAUUUAAUUUAUUUAUGUUGCUGAAAUUAGUUACCACAAAAAAGUAAUGACUUGUAAAGCUGGGUUAUUUUAAGAAGUUUCUACUAGAGAUCUCAUAAUAUCACAAAUAGUGGUGAAUAUUUAAAAUUUUCGUAUUUAAUCUUAUAUUUAUAUAUUUAUAACACCAUUUCGCUUUUGUGACUAAGAAAUGGCUAAUAUAUGUUUAUUUACAUAUUUUA
Messenger RNA from Melitaea cinxia (Glanville fritillary), 1349 nucleotides. RefSeq lists its product as uncharacterized. The record is from RefSeq and is a predicted model, not a curated record. NCBI's taxonomy places the organism in Eukaryota, Metazoa, Arthropoda, Insecta, Lepidoptera, Nymphalidae. The transcript has 2 exons. Bases 71 to 577 code for a protein of 168 amino acids.